Molecule: messenger RNA, 3754 nt
Organism: Symsagittifera roscoffensis
Lineage: Eukaryota; Metazoa; Xenacoelomorpha; Acoela; Convolutidae
Exons: 15
Coding region: 89-3628 (1179 amino acids)
Biological process (GO): protein polyglycylation
Cellular component (GO): microtubule cytoskeleton
Molecular function (GO): protein-glycine ligase activity, initiating
Source: RefSeq, a predicted model, not a curated record
AAGAUGAACUUUCAUGAAAUUUUUGUAUCCUUUUCUUUUCAUCAUAAAUCAAAUCGCUAUAACGCUUUGCUGAUGUCAUGCUCGCAGAAUGACCACUGAAAAUGCCCAAAGGCCUCUCGGCAACCACGACAUUGCUUCGCCUGCAACGGAAGAGUAUGCUGAGAACACAAACAAUAGUCGCAAACUGCCUGAGCUACAAAAAGUCAAGACAGUCGCGACUGAGUCCAAAAGUGGUCUAAAAAGAAGUGCCUCCUCGCAUAACCUCAAUCAAGUCAAGUCAUCCAGAAGAUCCCUCUCGGCCUCCAAGUCCAGAUCGACCGCCCAGUUGACUCACACUUCGCCUACAAAGCACACAAGCAAUCAGAAAUCUCAACAAAAUGGAGGCGCUAGUCGACUGUCUCGAUUCAUGUCUUCGGAUCACAUCUCAUUCAACCCUCUAGCAACUGCCGACCCUGAUUUAGCCUCGAGUGCGCGUGCACAGGUUGAGCGUGCAAUAAGGGAGCGCAAAGUUUUCACAAUAGUCGGGGGUUACAAACCAGUGCGAAAGGGAUUGCGUAGACGAAACUACGUGGAAAAGGUAGCUGACCGCGUUUCAAAGAAACAAGGUGUAGGGGGAGGGGGAGUUGGGACUGACGGGGAGGAGGGGGGUGACGGGGACGAAGAAGAUGGAGAGGGGGAGGGGGAUGGGAGUGGAAGUGAGCUGGACUUCAGCAGUGACUCAGAGGACGAAAGUCCGGAAGUGAAAAACCUCAUUGCGCGCAUCAUUCGCAACGUCUCUCCGACCUUCACCUGGACAACUAAGAUCCGAUCGGAAGACAUCCGACAGUCGAGGAGCCUCUACAACCACUUUCCAGCUACCUGGUGCUUUACAACCAAGAAUGGACUCACCCAGUCCAUUCGGGACUUGCCCUGGCACGGGACAUUCUCGGUGGAUCAGAUUUACCCCAGAUGUUACCGGAUCGGGUGCGAAGCGGAACGGAACUCUUUCAUUGAGGAUUUUAAACUGACGGCCGCAGUUGGGAUUCUCAAAACAGUCGCCAACUCAUUUGCACCCCCUUAUCUCCCUCCAAGGUUGUCAGCUGGUAGAUUCCGACCGCAGUCGCGAGGUGCAAACAGCCGACCACCUACUGAGCCGAGAGAUGACCAAAACAACCAAUCAAUGCACUUGUCAGACGUCGACUCCAACAAAGGCGGCGACGAAAUGGUCGAGGAUCCGAAUGCUGACCCUAGACUCGUCGUUUUCAAAGUGGAUGAAAAUGCCUCGAAUAGCGACUUGAACAAUAAUAAUUGUAAAAAUGAAAGUGAAAAUUUGGCUGAGGCGGAAAAUAGGACUAUAGUUGCGGCGGAUGUGAGACCUGCGAGCAAAAGCAUGUUGGCUGCCAUGAGUUCUCAGCCUCUAUCUCCCGGCCUUAAGUCUCCCUCUGCCCAAUCACAGCAGCCUCAGCCGACCAGUUUCGUCCCAGUAACCUGUCUGACACAUGCCCUGUCGGCUGCCAGAUUCUUCCUGAGAGAGGAGCAGCUGGAACUAGUUGAUGAGCCCCUCUUGGAUCCCAGCUACUAUCUAGGACUUGAUGAGAGUUCCUGGGAGGAGUUCCUGAAGCAGUACUACAAAGUGGCUCAUUCGCAAUAUGGUAUCGAAGAUGCAGCUCUCUACGCCUCGGAGUGUGCUGAAAUAAUCGAGGAGUUGAGACCCUUGAUUCCUAUGUUGGACUGUGAGGGAGUGAAGAAUGUGUGGAUAUGCAAACCAGGCGCACUAUCCAGGGGCAGAGGCAUCAGCUGCCAGAAGAAUCUUGAUGAGAUCCUGAAGAUGGUGCCCUCGUUAGUCGGGGUCAGGGAAGGCCAACUGGUGGUGCAGAGGUACAUAGAGAGACCUCUGUUGAUAUACGGCACCAAGUUCGACAUCCGCCAGUGGUUCCUGGUCACAGACUGGAACCCCCUCACAAUCUGGUUCUACCGGAACAGUUACGUCAGACUUUGUAGUCAGGUGUACACUCUCGACAAUCUGCAGCCGCAAUAUCACUUGUCCAAUCAAAGUGUGCAGCACCACUACGAGAACCAAUCAAAUCGGCCCAAAGAACUGCCGAGUGAGAACAUGCUCACUUCGGAUGAGUUCGCCCACUACCUCAGAGAACAGGGUUACGGAGAUGCGUUUGAGGAGUCCAUCUAUGUGAGGAUGAAGGACAUCAUCGUCAGCACCAUGCAGUGCUGUCAGGACACAGUCGAAAAUAGAAAGAACUCGUUUGAGUUGUACGGGGCUGACUUCAUGUUGGGGGAGGACUUGAGUGUGUGGCUGCUGGAGAUCAACUGCAGUCCCGCCAUGGGCGCCACCACCCACAUCACCAAACAGUUCUGCUCACAGGUCAUGGAGGACACACUCAAGGUGGUGAUUGACAGGAAAGAGAACAAAAACGCGGACACGGGCUGUUUCGAGUUAGCUGUUAAACAGGGAGCCGUUCCAACUCCUCAAUACACGGGUCAGAAUUUGGUCGUGGAGGGGACACACAUCAAGAAGCCAUUCACCAAUGUCCCCAAGCCACUCUACGUGCCCCAAAUUCCAUCACGCUUUAAUCUGACUCAGAGGGGGGACAAAUCACGACCAGAAGACAAUAAUGGGGGAGGGGGGAUGAACUCCCUUCCAACUUCACUCUUAUCUCGUUCACACCAUUCCCUUUCGGCUCACCAUUCUCGCAACUCAAUAGCCGAGAGGAACCGGCUCACUGCCAAUAACCCAAACACGAGCGACGACUCUGAGUUGGGGACCAAUCAGAAUCAAGCUGCGAACAAUCGGUUCAGUCGACAUGCUUUUGACAAGAAUUCUUCCGACCAGCCAGCGAAAGACUCUUUACGCCAUAGAAGCAUCCCAGAAAUAGACUCCAAUAGUAAUUUACUGAAGGUUCCGAAUUACAUGUUGCCGAAACCUCGAAAUUCGGAUCUGAAUGCCCCGAAAACAAUCCCGAUUAUAUCAGCCGACAGUAAUCUAAUCAAACAUACUGCAGCGUCUAAGAGCAAGUCGUCUCUGGUAGACAUCGACCAAUCAGGAUCAGGCUUGGGCGAAGCUUGGGGUAAAAUGAAAAUGACCCCGGGCCAAUCAUUACAACCUAACGUCCCCCCUCCGCCGCCGCACGCCAUUGCGCGGGAAAAACCGACAACAAUCCCGCCCAAAUUAACCCCUCACAGUGAAACUACAAGUAAGUACAACGCUCCUGGUAGAUUAAAUACAAUCGCAGUUACAGAUUUCACAUCUCUGCGAAGACGACAUCAACAACUCAUGAGUCCUAAGAAGCAAACGUUGGUUUUUGGACUUCCGGGGUCCAAGUUACGGGAUCCUACUAAGAGCUACAGCGUCAUUGAAGGAAGUUUAGUGAGAAGUAACCAAUCUUUGUUUAUUGGGAAUGAGUACUCUGCAACUAUAAGUAGAAAUCACGCCCCUUAUCACCAUAGCACCCAGAAUAAUGACUUCAGUUUACUCCAAAGGUUGGCAGAGGCGCCGAGAAUCUCCACCAAGAAGACUCUGCCUGUUAAAAUUAUGUAUCCCAAGUACAGGGUACCAAAUAAAAACGUAUUUGCUAUUGACGAAAAGCCGGUUUAUUUUCUGGCUCCUGUAAAAUCUACGAUGCCGUUUGAUUGACAAAACUUAACUGUGUAAAUAGUCCAAACAGACUUCUUUCGUUAUCUUGCCUGAUUUUGUAAAGCUUUAUAUACGGUUUGUUUCCGCGUGUCUUUUACGAUAGAAUUUAAGGUUUUUAGUUGAAAA